Molecule: messenger RNA, 575 nt
Organism: Bicyclus anynana (squinting bush brown)
Lineage: Eukaryota; Metazoa; Arthropoda; Insecta; Lepidoptera; Nymphalidae
Exons: 3
Coding region: 183-416 (77 amino acids)
Source: RefSeq, a predicted model, not a curated record
CCAAGCCAGUUUUGUAACCGCUACAUUCACCGACGCACGUUCGCCGUGCGAAGAGAUCGUCCGUUAAAAGUGUUACGGUUUAAAAGUUUGUAAAAAAACGUUCUCAUUUGACAGUUCAGUUUUAUUUCAUUUUAUAAAACGCAGUGAUUCGCGAAUCUCCCGCCUUUUUGGAUUUUAUCAAAAUGGAAAAGUAUUGGAGGUUUUUCAUUUUCACGCUCGUUGUGAUCCUGUCGAUGAUGCUCGCUGCAGAGGCCACAGUACCACAGCCAAGAGCUCCUAAUUUCCAGUACUUUGAGAGACCAAAAUACCGGUAUCCAUACUAUGACGAGAAUGGCAAAGGAAAGCUGUUAUAUGGUUACGGAGGCAAGGAACUAUUCCAGUACAAAUCAUAUUCUCCUCUUGAAGGCAUUCAUUGAAUGAUAAUUUAAAAACAUUUUUGUUCGUGUAUUUUAAUUUGAUAUUUAAUAAAUUUAUCAAAACUUGUUAUCAAAAAUGGUGCAUUGAAUAUAAACAUACAUAAUAAAAAUAUAUUAUGACGAUUGAUGUGUAAAAAAUGUAAAUAUAAAAAUAUACAA